Nannospalax galili (Upper Galilee mountains blind mole rat) is the source of this 700-nucleotide messenger RNA. RefSeq names its product chromosome unknown C1orf158 homolog (gene Cfap107). Bases 70 to 654 code for a protein of 194 amino acids. NCBI's taxonomy places the organism in Eukaryota, Metazoa, Chordata, Mammalia, Rodentia, Spalacidae. The record is from RefSeq and is a predicted model, not a curated record. The transcript is spliced from 4 exons.
AACUCCCGCAAUACCUCUCUCCCCCACUAAGUCUGCUACAUCAAAAAGUACGUGGGACAGAUCCUCACCAUGUUUAUAACCGAAACAGUUCCUGAGGCAUUUUCUACUCCAGGCUGGCAGAUUGAAAAGAAAUAUUCAACCAGAGUGCUUGUUGGAAACUGGGUGGAAGAAAGGAGGAAGUUCACCAAAGCCACUGAGCACACACCCCAGUGUAUUCACAGGAAAGAGUAUGUCCCCUUCCCAGGCCAUAGACCGGACCAGAUCUCCAGGUGGUACUCGAAAAACAAAGUGGAGGGACUCCCAUACAAACACCUGAUGGCCCACCACGAGGAGCCCUCGAAUCACUAUCUGAUAAGCACCUAUGACGACCAUUACAAUCGGCACAAUUACAAUCCGGGUUUGCCUGCCGUGCGCACCUGGAGUAAACAGAAGUUGCUGUGGUUGCCAGAGAAGUCUGAUUUCCCGCUUCUUGUGCCCCCUACAAACUAUGGACUCUUUGAGCAGCUGAAGCAAAAGUGGUUCAUAUCCAAGACCGGCAUAAGGGACAGCAUCUAUACUUCGUCCUACCCCAGGCCACCAUUGUGCGCUAUGUCCAGGCGGGAGCAUGCCAUCCCAGUCCCUCCCCCUCGCCUUUACCCUAUCCCAAGGUUCUGAGAACUACCACUCCGCUUGCUGCCCAGCAAGAAUCAGCAGGAGACCU